Molecule: messenger RNA, 360 nt
Organism: Populus nigra (black poplar)
Lineage: Eukaryota; Viridiplantae; Streptophyta; Magnoliopsida; Malpighiales; Salicaceae
Product: protein PELPK1-like
Exons: 1
Coding region: 1-360 (119 amino acids)
Source: RefSeq, a predicted model, not a curated record
AUGGCCUCUUGCAAAAGCUUUAUCUUAGCUUUAUUCAUCGCUCUGACAUUUUCGAGCAUGAAUGUUAGCAUAGCUGCCCGUCAUCUCCUCCAGUUGCCAACGUUGCCUAAGAUACCAAUGCCACCAUUGCCUUCUAUUCCAAACCUUCCACAGCCCACAUUGCCCACCUUGCCUACAACUCAACCAUCCCUACCUAAGCCCACACUGCCACCACUUCCUAGCAUUCCCACCAUCCCUACCUUUCCUACAGUCCCAAAGGUCACUUUGCCUCCUCUUCCAAGCAUGCCCUCAAUCCCCACAAUUCCAACUAUUCCCUCUAUUCCAUUCCUUUCCCCUCCACCAGCAACUACUAGCCCUUGA